UGAUGGAGGAGAGAAGAUGGCGGAAGCGGAGUUUAAGGACCACAGUACAGCUAUGGAUAGUGAACCAAACCCUGGAACAUCUUCGGUAUCGACAACAACCAGUAGCACUACCACGACCACCAUCACCACUUCCUCCUCUCGAAUGCAGCAACCACAGAUCUCUGUCUAUAGUGGCUCAGACCGACAUGCUGUACAGGUAAUUCAACAGGCAUUGCACCGCCCUCCCAGCUCAGCUGCUCAGUAUCUACAGCAAAUGUAUGCCGCCCAGCAACAGCACUUAAUGCUGCACACAGCAGCUCUCCAGCAGCAGCACUUAAGCAGCUCCCAGCUUCAGAGCCUUGCUGCUGUUCAGGCAAGUUUGUCCAGUGGAAGACCACCUACAUCCCCCACAGGAAGUGUCACACAGCAGUCAAGUAUGUCCCAGACAUCUAUCAACCUCUCUACUUCUCCUACACCUGCACAGUUAAUAAGCCGUUCCCAGGCUUCCAGUUCUACCAGUGGCAGUAUUACCCAACAGACUAUGUUACUAGGGAGUACCUCCCCUACCCUAACGGCAAGCCAAGCUCAAAUGUAUCUCCGAGCUCAAAUGCUGAUUUUCACACCCGCUACCACUGUGGCUGCUGUACAGUCUGACAUUCCUGUUGUCUCGUCGUCAUCGUCAUCUUCCUGUCAGUCUGCAGCUACUCAGGUUCAGAAUUUAACAUUACGCAGCCAGAAGUUGGGUGUAUUAUCUAGCUCACAAAAUGGUCCGCCAAAAAGUACUAGUCAAACUCAGUCAUUGACAAUUUGUCAUAACAAAACAACAGUGACCAGUUCUAAAAUCAGCCAACGAGAUCCUUCUCCAGAAAGUAAUAAGAAAGGAGAAAGUCCAAGUCUGGAAUCACGAAGCACAGCUGUCACCCGGACAUCAAGUAUUCACCAGUUAAUAGCACCAGCUUCAUAUCCUCCAAUUCAGCCUCAUCCUCUAAUAAAACAUCAGCAGAUUCCUCUUCAUUCACCACCUCCCAAAGUUUCCCACCAUCAGCUGAUGCUACAACAGCAGCAACAGCAAAUUCAGCCAAUCACACUUCAAAGUCCAACUCAAGACCCACCGCCAUCCCAGCACUGUUUACCACUCCAAAACCACGGCCUGCCUCCAGCUCCCAGUAGUGCCCAGUCACAGCAUUGUUCCCCAAUUCAGAGUCAUCCCCCUCCUUUACCAGUGUCUCCUAGCCAGUCACAGGCAGCACAGCAGUCUGUAGUGGUGUCUCCUCCACCACCUCAUUCACCAAGUCAGUCUCCUACUAUAAUUAUUCAUCCACAAGCACUUAUUCAGCCACACCCACUUGUGUCAUCAGCUCUCCAGCCAGGGUCAAACUUGCAGCAGUCCACUGCUAAUCAGGUGCAACCUACAGCACAGCUGAAUCUUCCAUCCCAUCUUCCACUUCCAGCUUCCCCUGUUGUACACAUUGGCCCAGUUCAGCAGUCCGCCUUGGUGUCCCCAGGUCAGCAGAUUGUGUCUCCAGCAUCACACCAGCAAUAUUCAACCCUGCAGUCCUCUCCAAUCCCAAUUGCAACCCCUCCGCAGAUGUCGACAUCUCCUCCAGCUCAGAUUCCACCACUGCCCUUGCAGUCUAUGCAGUCUUUACAAGUGCAGCCUGAAAUUCUGUCCCAGGGCCAGGUUUUGGUGCAGAAUGCUUUGGUGUCAGAAGAGGAGCUUCCAGCUGCAGAAGCUUUGGUCCAGUUGCCAUUUCAGACUCUUCCUCCUCCACAGACUGUUGCGGUAAACCUACAAGUACAACCACCAGCAUCCGUUGAUCCACCAGUGGGAAUGCAUUUGAACCAGUGUCAUCUGCACAAAGUUUUUUCUCUUAAGGUUUAUCAAGUAGAAGAUGUAUGUGAAGAAGAAAUGCCAGAGGAGUCAGAAGAAUGUGUCCGAAUGGAUAGAACUCCACCACCACCCACAUUGUCUCCAGCAGCUAUAACUGUGGGGAGAGGAGAAGAUUUGACUUCUGAGCAUCCUUUGUUAGAGCAAGUAGAAUUACCUGUUGUGGCAUCAGUCAGUGCUUCAGUAAUUAAAUCUCCGUCAGAUCCUUCACAUGUGUCUGUUCCUCCACCUCCGCUCUUACUUCCAGCUGCUACCACAAGGAGUAAUAGUACAUCUAUGCCUAGUAGCAUACCCAGUGUAGAAAACAAACCUCCACAGGCUAUUGUUAAGCCACAGAUCUUGACCCAUGUUAUUGAAGGCUUUGUAAUUCAGGAGGGAUUGGAGCCAUUUCCUGUGAGUCGUUCAUCUCUGCUGAUUGAACAGCCUGUGAAAAAAAGGCCUAUUUUGGAUAAUCAGGUGAUAAAUUCUGUGUGUGUUCAGCCAGAGCUACAGAAUAAUGCAAAGCAUGCAGAUAAUUCAUCUGACACAGAGAUGGAAGACAUGAUUGCUGAAGAGGCAUUAGAAGAAAUGGACAGUGAGUUGCUCAAGUGUGAAUUCUGUGGAAAGAUGGGGUAUGCUAAUGAAUUUCUGCGGUCAAAAAGAUUCUGCACUAUGUCGUGUGCCAAAAGGUACAAUGUUAGCUGUUCUAAAAAAUUUGCACUUAGUCGUUGGAAUCGUAAGCCUGAUAAUCAAAGUCUUGGGCAUCGUGGCCGUCGUCCAAGUGGCCCUGAUGGGGCAGCAAGAGAACAUAUCCUUAGGCAGCUUCCAAUUACUUAUCCAUCUGCAGAAGAAGACUUGGCUUCUCACGAAGAUUCUGUGCCAUCUGCAAUGACAACACGCCUGCGCAGGCAGAGUGAGCGGGAAAGAGAGCGUGAGCUUCGGGAUGUGAGAAUGAGGAAAAUGCCUGAGAACAGUGACUUGCUACCAGUUGCACAAACGGAGCCAUCUGUAUGGACAGUUGAUGACGUCUGGGCCUUCAUCCAUUCUUUGCCUGGCUGCCAGGAUAUCGCAGAUGAGUUCAGAGCACAGGAGAUUGAUGGACAGGCUCUUCUCUUGCUAAAAGAAGACCAUCUUAUGAGUGCAAUGAAUAUCAAGCUAGGCCCGGCCCUAAAGAUCUGUGCACGCAUCAACUCUCUGAAGGAAUCUUAACGGGAUCAUGAGGCUUUGAAAUAACAGCAGUUUUAUUCUUAAACAAACUUGUAAGGUAAAGGCUCAAGUUGGCCUACAAUAUUAUCACUUACUGUGAUGGAUAGCCAGGCACAUUGGGAUCUCUGCAUUAAGGCUGACAUUUCUUCUACAGAUAAAAUAAUUCAUUAUAUUGAUACAUUUUCAUAAUUAGCUAACAUUGGUGAAUUAAUUUUACAGGUUACACACAACAUUGAAAGACUUGUUAUAGAGGGCCAUGAUAUUUUUCAAAGUGUUUUACUAGAUAAUUUUUUUAAAGGUGAUGUUUAUCAUUAAUAUAAAAAAUCCUUUUGAAAGUAAUUUAAUGAUUUACAUUUCUCCUCUUUUGAUUCGGUUUUCUUAUACACUUUUCUACCCUAUAAUUUUUCUAUGGGUUUUCGUGAGAGAUAUAAUUUAGGAGUGAUUUAGGAAUAAUUUUGGAGUCCAGUGACUGGAAUUGUAUGCAGUGAGAUAUCACUGUAUGUUUUAAAAAACAUGUCUUUUAGACAAUUGCUUUGCCUAUAAAAAGGAUUGUAUUCUAGCAUGAAUAAUACUGAUCUGGAAGUUAGAAGAUUUGGUUUCUAUUCCAAACUUGACCAAGAAUUUGGUGUGACUGAGGAAGUUAGUUUUCCUCUUAGUUUUUGUUCUUUUAGAGCAGUGGUUCUCAACAGAGGUCAGUUUUGUUCCGCAGGGGACAUUUGAAAAUGUCAAGGGACAUUUUGGUUGUCAUAGCUUAGGGGUUGCGGGGGGUGGGUUGCUGUUGGUAUCUGACGCGUGGACAGGGAUGUCGCUAAAUAUCCUACAAUGCACAGGGCAGCCCUCUACAGCAAAGAGUUAUCUGGUCCAAAAUGUCAGUAGUGCCAAGGUUGAGAAACCGUAACAUAGGAGGGGUAAAUGUUGGUCUUUUUCACCCAGAGGGAUAUUUUGAGAAAAAAAAUUUUAAAAGGGAGGUAAUAAGGAAUACGUUGUACAAUGGAAGUAUUUCAGAUAGCAUUAAUGUUCUGCUAGAGUAUUUUUCCCAGUUUUAUGCAUUCUAGAAAAAGGGGGAAAAUCUGCCUGUAAAAUGAGGACUAGCAUACUUAGAAUUUUGACUCUCAGUAUUGAGUCAUAAUAACAAUUAUCUUUCAUAUCUCUCUGCACUGAUGAAGGCAUAAUAUGAUUACGCCUUAUGAACCAGUGCACAGCCUUUGCUGGCAGGGCGAUACUUUGUAGUGGCUAUGUGGUUGGUCUUUGGAUUUUUCUAGUGUUGAAAAAGCUGGAUCUAGCUAGAAUGCACAUUCCUUUUUCCUUGACUAAAUCCUUGUAUGCUUCCUGCAGAGCAGUUAUCCAACUGAUCUCUCUUGGAUACUUGGAUCUAAUUUUGUACGUACAUGUUUCAGGGAAAAAAAAUUUUAAAGCAAAACCUUUCAUUGAACAAUUAGUGUUCUGUUAGAAUUAUGGCACUAAAAAUUGUGGCAGGCCUGUGAACUUUAUAGUCCUGGACAUCAAAAAUGUUUUAAUCUUUUUUUAAUCUUAUCUUUACCAUACAAUGGAAAUGUUUUAAUAAUUGAAGGAACAUACACAGAUAUUUGGCAGAAGUUCAGUAAGUGAGGAAGAGUCCAUGGGUUUCAGUCAUUGUCACUGAUCUUUUAAAAAAGAUUGUUACGCUAGUAGAAGACUAAAGAUGUCAUUAAAGACAUCACAGAUAUUUAUCUUUUGGCUUUGUGUACAUUAGAGAAUGUUGAUUAUUUUUAUACAAAAAUACAGCGGGUAAUUUUUUUAACCUUUAGAUGCCUCUUGUUUGAAUGUAUGCUUCGUGGGAUUCUUUUGUGUAGUAAUGUUUAAAAAAAAAGACAUUUACUGAUAGUUAUGUGUAGGAUUAGAAUAUGUAAUAUAGUGUAAGGCUCAUGUUCCAGACCUACAAUAGCUUGUAGUCUAUGUCACAUAUUUCUGUAUAUCACAUUUUUAAUUAUUGGAUUACAGUUUCAAGGAAAGGUAGGUACUCUACAGUUAAUUUUCAUUUAUUAGCAGUUAAUCAUUAUGACAGAGUUGUCAUAUGCUUUGACUUUUCCCCUUAUCUUGUAAUUUCAGAACACAAGUAUAGGUUAAGCAUUAGUAGGAGAUGGUCCACUGUAUGAGGGCUGAAGGGCACAAUGGAAAAUCUCCCCUGGAAUUAAAACUUUGUCACAGAUGAUCCACAAACAAUUCAUACAGAAUUGAUUCUUUGGGGAUAGACUCCCCUGGCAAUAAUGAUUACCUCCCAUAACUAUAUUAUCUAUAUAUAGCCUUUAAGGUAUUAACUUGGAACUGUGGUCCCUCUUCUGAUAUCAGUCAUUAUGUACUUACUGAAAGACCCUGUGCGUAGCACUGUGUUAAGUAUCCGAGAAAGCUUACAAGAGGGGUUUCCAUUGGAGAGCACCUUAUAAUCCUAAAUCUUAUAAUAAUCUUAAGAACAGUCCAGAUCUUCUGUUGUCCCUACUCAAAACAUACCCAGAAAAUAUACUUGCUUUUUUCAAGUUAUUUUAUUUAGAAAUGGCUCAUUGGCUUUUAACUAGUAGUUUUCCCAUUGAUGCAGCUGUUUCUUUCUGGGUGAUUUAACUAUCUGAAUUUCAAAAUUUCAGUUAUGUAUAAUGUAUAUAGAUGAUAACACUGGGUGUCCACUUCUCUCCUGAGCUUAAAGCACAGUUUUAGUAUGAAAUAGGUGGGGAGAGUGCUGUCAUUUUCAUUUUCCUUCAUAUUACUAGUUGUUUUAGGAUUUUGAUUGAGGAGAGGGAAUGACAAGCAGAAAAGGGUAGGUACAUGGGAAGUUCUUCCUACUUUUGCUACCUAAGUUUGCAUUUUCUGACUUCUUUAUACUGAUGCACUCUUUUCCCAUUGAGGAAGAAAAUCCCUACAAGUUUGAAAUUUUAUUUGCUUUAAGCCAUGUGUUCCUAAGAAAGUACACAGAGAGCUGGUUUAUAAAAGUUGUUUCUUACAUGAUGUGCAUUUUCAUCAAGCCUUGUGUAGGCAUGUGUCUGACACAGCUGUGCAGCUUUGAUAUAUAAUCAGUGUAAGAGUGCUGUCCCACAAGCUGUCACUUUUUAAGUGGCUGGUAAUUUUUCCAUGAUGGUACUUUUAAUUUGCUGGCACAUCCUCUAAACAGACAUUUUUUUAAAGUCCCAGUUUAAGGGCAUCCCCUCAAUAGAGAAUGGGGAAUAGAAGGAAAGAAAUAUUAGUGAAGGAGCUUGAGAAUGGUGGAGAAGCAGACAAGAGACCUGGCACUUUGUUAGUUUAUCCCACUUCAGCGCUGAACAAAUUUCUGCACUUUUGAAGUUAAUAUUCAUGUUUUACCUAGUUCCAAAUAGAAAUUAUUUUUUGUAGGUAGCCCACUUUAUUUUAAUUUUUGACAUAGUUUAUCUUCCCAUAUCCAGUGUAAUAUUAUAGUCAAACAUUUAUUCAAAUACCAGUCUUGGAUUGAAAUCUGUCCAAGUGCCCCAUAUCACUGGCUUGUUCAAGUAAAUGUUAUAAAGUCCCAUUAUUUGCAUUUGCAGGGUUUUGGUACCACCAUGGCACAAGUAUGGUAAGGAGGCAAUAUAUAGAUUGAGUAUAGUCUUAGGCUGUGUUUGCAUGUGUGUAAACAGUCUUGGAAAGAAUAAACUAUUGCACAUAUAUGGGAAUGAUGCUAUCCUCAUAGCCAUAUCGAGUGGAAGAAAUCCCUGGCUAGACACACUGUUAAAACAUUUCAAAGAUAUAUUUUCGACCAGAACAGCCUGGUUAUAUUUUGUGGUUUGAAGAUUCUCACCCUUAGUGAAUGGCAGGAACUCAUGCUGCCUCUGGGAAGUGGGCAUUGAGCAUUACUGCCUAUAGGAUGAAAGAGCCUCACUCCCCUUACCUCCUCAAGCCCCAGGGAAACUGCGUGAAAACUUUCUUCUUAGAGAGACCUUUGCCUGAAAAUCCCUACAGAGGACUUUGUAGUAGGGUUAAUUUUAGGGAGGUAACUGGGGCAGGAAUUUCUAAUACCUAACAGUCAUGUCUUCGUAAACCCUCUGGGCAGUGGAAACUGGCUGGCUAUUUAUGUACAAUGUUUGCUCAGUCUGUUUCCUUUGCAGGACAUGUAACUAUAACGGGGCCUUGGGGAAGGUUUUCUAGGGGAAAGGACAGGGAAGUGGAGGAGGAGACAAACGGGGAAAAGCAUUCCAGACCCAAGAGGAUAAUAUGGUUAACUGAGUGAGGUUGUAUAGUAUAGAUUUGGCCAUCAGUAGUUCAGAAUAAUAAAUUGUAAUGGUUGGGUCCCAGUUAUAGCAAUAAACAGAGUAUAGUUUUUUUUAUGUCAAGAUUUACCUGUAAUCAAACUCAUUCUUUUACUCUCUUUAUCAAGAUUUUCUGCCCUUAGGAGCAUAUUAAUAGUUCCAAUGAUACAUAAAUUGGUGAUUUUUGACUUCUGAAAAAGGUGACAAUUAUUAUAGGUGGAGAAUAUUUGUCAAGAACUCAAAGGUUAAUUGUUAUAACUGAGUUAUCAGAAUUAUAUAGAGAGAGUAUCCAUUGUCAGAUACUACAGUUGAAUCAACCUUGUGGAUUGUUACAAAGAAAGGCAUUUUUAAGAUUUUUAAGAUAGGGUUUUGUUAGGUUGUGUCUCAGUCUAAGAGUUGGAUGACUCAGAGCUAUAGGGUUCUGUUUAUUAGCGUGGAUUUCAGUAAACACAAGCCUACCUCUAUUUGAUGCACAGUAGUGUGGAUCAUGAAAUGAACUGUUUAAUCUACAUUCAUCAAUAUUGGUAUUUUCUGAAUCUGUUUAGAGCAUUUGAUUUCAUCUUAAGAAUUGUGAUUCAAUUAAAUAAGCACAAAUACAAUAUUAGGGAAAGUAAAUAUGCAAUCUUACUAAAAUUUAAUUUCGACCUAUUAUAAGCUGUACAUCUUAAAAAAAUUCUUUGGGAAGAUAUUCCUCUUUUGUUAGAAGUUCAUAAAAUGUAUCAUUAUAUAGUUUCCCUCAUAGCACUAAUAUAAGCCAUUUCUUCAAUAAAAA
This is a messenger RNA of Mesoplodon densirostris (Blainville's beaked whale), 8050 nucleotides long. It is a transcript of the gene PHC3, whose product is annotated as polyhomeotic homolog 3. The transcript has 16 exons. Gene Ontology annotation, molecular function: zinc ion binding; protein binding. The coding region runs from base 17 to 3055 and encodes 1012 amino acids. The record is from RefSeq and is a predicted model, not a curated record. Gene Ontology annotation, cellular component: PRC1 complex; nucleus. Lineage: Eukaryota; Metazoa; Chordata; Mammalia; Artiodactyla; Ziphiidae.